Molecule: messenger RNA, 1598 nt
Organism: Ilex paraguariensis (yerba mate)
Lineage: Eukaryota; Viridiplantae; Streptophyta; Magnoliopsida; Aquifoliales; Aquifoliaceae
Source: the annotation of a GenBank genome assembly
ACCAAGUGGGACCGCCUUUACAGAGCAGUUGUCUUUCUCUUUCACUCUUCACAGUUCUUUUGAACGAUUCAUAGUAAAUCUCGAUCUCAAUUUCAAUCUCAAUCUCUAGCUCAUAAGCAAAACCCUAGACGGCAAACCCUAUGAUAAUGGACAGUCCAUUGAAAUCAGAGCUUCUGAUAUGAAUCUCUCAACAUCAACUUCGUCUUCUCUCUCAUCAUCAUCUUCGUCUUCAACCACUUCUUGGUUUUCCGGCAUUGUUCGAGGCCGUUUCGAUAAGUCUAGCAGCGCCAAAAUGACUAAUAAUUCGGGUAGUGGUGGUGGUGAUAGCGUUGGUCCGAUUAAUCGGAAGAAUCAGUUUCGUGGUGUUAUGUUCAAGUACGGCCCUAAUCCAAUUCAGGUUGCAUUCAAAACAGGUGAUUAUAAGCAACAAGUCAUUUUCAUUGGUGGACUGACAGAUGGAUUUUUGGCUACAGAAUACUUGGAACAUCUAGCAAUUGCCUUGGAUAAAGAGAAAUGGUCGCUAGUUCAGCUUCUGCUUUCCUCUUCUUAUAGUGGAUAUGGCAUCUCAAGUCUCAAACAAGAUGGCAUGGAGCUUGAUCAAUUGAUCAGUUACCUAAUAAACAAGGAAGAUUCUGAGGGUGUCGUAUUGCUUGGGCAUAGUACUGGCUGUCAAGAUAUUGUGUAUUACAUGCGUACCAAUGCUGCAUGCUCCAGAGCAGUCCGUGCAGCCAUAUUGCAGGCUCCUGUCAGUGACCGUGAAUACAGAGCAACUCUCCCUGAAACUGCUUCCAUGAUAGAUUUGGCUUCAAAAAUGAUAAGUGAAGGUCGAGGGUCAGAAUUAAUGCCCAGGGAAGCUAAUCCAGAUUCUCCUAUAACUGCUUACAGGUAUCACUCCCUUUGUGCAUAUAUGGGAGAUGAUGACAUGUUCAGUUCUGACCUUAGCGAUGACCAGCUGAGAUUGAGACUUGGACACAUGUCCAACACACCUUGCCAGGUUAUCUUUUCUAUGGCUGAUGAAUAUGUGCCAGAUUAUGUUGACAAGAAGGCAUUGGUUGAGAGAUUGUGCAGAGCAAUGGGUAGUGCAGAUAAAGUUGAAAUUGAAUGGGGAAACCAUUCUUUAUCUAACAGAGUUAAUGAAGCUGUUCAGGCCAUUAUGGACUUUAUCAAAAGAGGUGGACCCAAAGGGUGGGAUGAUCCAUGGAGCUAAUAUGGUGCCUCCCUGUACCCUUCCAUGCCUUCUUAAACCGUUAUUUAGUCCACAUCAUUUACUCUUUAUUCCCCUUGAUUUUUAGUUGGCGCCAUUCUUCUUCAUCUGGCACAUAGCAUCAAUAUGGGUCAUACAAUCCAUUGGGUGUAUCUUAUUUGUUUCCAUCUAUACGGGCAGGCUUUUUUGCAUUUUGAUUCUUAAUGUGUUCUAUAUGUCUGUACAUUAGAGGUUGAGUGAACGAAGAUACUUUAUAUACUUGACUUAUUGAUUUUGUUUGCAUUUAUAAUUUUUUUUCAUUGGAUUGCAGUCGCAUUUUGUGAAGGUAAGUAUUUUGUACUCUGUUUGGGUUUGAUUCAUACUAUUUUUUGAAGAUUCGAACUCAAGACGUCUG